Sinocyclocheilus rhinocerous is the source of this 1056-nucleotide messenger RNA. Its product is annotated as protein regulator of cytokinesis 1-like. The record is from RefSeq and is a predicted model, not a curated record. The transcript is spliced from 6 exons. Lineage: Eukaryota; Metazoa; Chordata; Actinopteri; Cypriniformes; Cyprinidae. Bases 2 to 478 code for a protein of 158 amino acids.
UAUGGAGAAAGAGAGAGAAAAACAGGAACGGCAAAUGAAGAAAAUGAAGCAGACGGAGGAAGAUCUGCUGUACGGCACCAUCAUCAGAACCCCAACCAAGAGAAGACUCGCUGGAACCCCGACACCUGGAAAAACACGCAAGCUGACAUCCACCUCUAGCAUGUGUAGCUCCACCCCAAACACGACACUCCGUUCCAUAUGCUCCUCCCCUUCUUUGAGACCGCCCCUUUCCUCCAGCAAGUUGUGUGCACGGACACCUGCCCGUGGCCGAACCCCUCGUGGUCUGGAGAGGAACAAGGAGAAUAUCUCCCAUCUGAGCGGAGCUUUGCGCACGAUGGCCGCCAGCCCUCAAAUAAAUUACUCCAUUACAUCCGUGGCCUCCUCCUACUCCGAGUUUGCGAAGGACUCUGAAUCCACUGCAGCGUCCAGCGGGAGCUCUCAAAUGCCUCUAAAUCCAGCGUCAAGGCUGGAGUUCUGAACUCUACCAUCACACACUGAACUCCGUGGAUCAAAGAUGGACGGAUGGGCAUCAAUGAAGACAAAAAAAAGCUUUUAUGGAAAUACUGAAUGUGAAUCAUUUAGAAUUUGUUGAAGAAUUGUAAAUAUUUUAGCUCUGCAUUUUACUAUUUUUUUCUCUUGACUUGUUUUUUUAUUUUUCUCCCUUUAUUUAAUUUUCCUUUUAUGAGUUUUAAACAAGUGAUUCUCUGUCUUUGAGCUUGACUUCACCUGCAGUUUUUAUGAAAACUCCAUUAACACUGAUCUUAGGCCUCUGAGAUGGAUUUUAUCUUUUAUACUUUAAAAUCACGAUGCCAUUUUUGCCUUUCAGACUUUAUUUUCUGUAAUUGCACAACACUAAGUUUACCUGGCAUCACUCCUCUUGAAACAUUGCUGCUACUGUGGUGGUUGGCAUCCUGUAAAUAAAUGUUUGUUUUCAUGGGGACAUUUUGUACUUUGGAAGUGAUUUAUUUAUUAGGAUGGAUGAGAAUGAACAUUGGGUGAAUAUUAAAUUUAUUUCUAUUUAUAGUAUUAUUCAAAGUGUGUACCUGAACAAUAAAC